AUUGAAUAAGUUCAAAAAUAUUAUUGAUGCAUCAAAAGAGAAUGAUACUGUCUACUGCCAGGCAACGAGAAUGUUGAGUGACAAGUUAUUUACUUGCAUAAUAAAGCCUGAAGAAGCCCAAGAUUUUUUCAAACUAAUCCAUAGAUUGGACUUGGGAAAUCCUCUGAUAGAGCCUUAUCGGCCUCAAUUGAAUGAAAUGGUUGCUAUUUAUUGUGUACAUACCGAUCCAUUCUGGAGACGCGGAAUUGUCUUAUCAGAGAGUAAUGGUCUCUUUAAUUUAGCAUUAGUAGACUUCGGACUUCCAGUCAUCUCAAAAGAUCUCAAAAAGAUGUCGGGUCAUAUGGAAAACAUUCCUUUGUUGUCUGUGAAUCUCCGUUUGAAUUCUAGUCCAUCAUCUGUUAUUCAACAGGAAGAUGUGUUGCGUGUCACACUGGUAAAGAAGCUUACAGAUUCAGGUGAAUGGGAGGCCGAAAUGUACUCAACAGGUGAUGAACCGAAACAUUUGGGAGCUGGACGUGUGUCCAGGUGGAACAUAGAGCCAGAUCAGGUGCCUGAACUCGCCACAUCCAAGCUGAAGUCUGGAGAUGUAGUCGUCAUCAGCUCAUUUCAAGAAAUCAACAAGAUGUAUGUGCGACCGGCCAAUCCUGAACUUGCCGAAUUCUAUCUCAUGCUGGAAGCAGACGUGGCAGCUGAAUUUACAUUGAGCAACUGCCUGGGCAGACCUCCAUUUAUGGGGGAGCUGGUUGCAGUAGUUUGGCAUCAUGACUGUAAGCAUUACAGGGCUCGAAUUUUAGAAAAAACCGACAAAAAAGAUUACUAUAAAGUCUUAUUUGUGGACCAUGGAAAUACAGACAUCAUUCAUACUUCCAGAAUGAUGUUGAUUUCAAACAAACUGAAAUCCAUUCCAGUCUGUGCGAUUGAAGUCGGCCUUGCAGAUAUCGAAUUUAAAACUCUGACACCAGCGGCUUAUGAUUACAUCAUCAAACUCGCUGCACAGGAGGAGUUGUUGAUAAUCACGUUUGAAAAUCAUAAAGAAGUUCAAUUGACCAAAGUAUCAGACAAAACAGAUCUAAAUAGAAAGAUUCGUGAUCUUUUGGAGCCGAGUUGGUUGAGAGAGCCGCACUUCAAUACAUCUUUGGCUCUACAAACAUACCCCAUGCUACUCGAUCUACCAUUACCUUCAGAAGAAAACCGAUUCAAGAUUGGAGAAACGGAAAGUAUUAUUUUGUCGUAUGUACCACCUUUUGAUAGUAGCACAGUACAUGACGGCCGCAUUCAGUUGGUAGCAUGCAAAGCUAGCAAGGCAUUGAUUGUGACCUACACCAAGGUGCUAUGUGAUCAGAUGUCAGAGUACAUUGCCAGUCGACAGAACGGCGAAGAAAUCAACAAGUAUGUGCCUCACAGGGGCGAACUCUGCGUUUGUCUUGGAGAGGAUAAUAUUCCAGUGAGAGCCGAAUGCGUGAGCUUAUUGAACGAUAAAUCAGCUCGCCUGGCAUACAUUGACUAUGGCCAUCAAGUUGAUGUGAAAUUUGAACGAAUCUACAAAAUGACGAAUGAUCUGAUGCAGUUGCCAGCCUAUGCCACAUACUGCUACGCUGACGGCUUUCCUGCGGAUACCACACCGGAGAAGUUGGCUGCUGCUUACAACGAACUGAACUUCUGCGAUGCAGAAAUAAAGGGCUUCGAAAAUGAGCAUUAUAAUAUCUUCAUUCCCGAGCUGAUUGCUCGAGUAUGAACUAUAUAACCACGCACAGGCCUAGAGCUCAUGUGGACAU
Molecule: messenger RNA, 1775 nt
Organism: Nilaparvata lugens (brown planthopper)
Lineage: Eukaryota; Metazoa; Arthropoda; Insecta; Hemiptera; Delphacidae
Exons: 9
Coding region: 71-1735 (554 amino acids)
Source: RefSeq, a predicted model, not a curated record